Vigna unguiculata (cowpea) is the source of this 4236-nucleotide messenger RNA. Its product is annotated as pentatricopeptide repeat-containing protein At1g56690, mitochondrial pseudogene. Lineage: Eukaryota; Viridiplantae; Streptophyta; Magnoliopsida; Fabales; Fabaceae. The record is from RefSeq and is a predicted model, not a curated record.
CUCAAACGAAACACUCAACACUCAGAGUCUUCUUUCUCUUUCUCUCUGAACUCGCGACGACGAAGCGCUACCCAGGCAACGACGGUCCUCUUCGAACGGCGGUUCCCUCGCAGCGGCGAUCUCCUCGCAUUGGUGAGGUUCCCAUGCCAGCAGUGAUCACCUCCCAGCUCCGAUCCCCUCUCAGCGUCUUCUUUCUCUUCCGGCGACGAAGCGCGUCUCCUCAAGAUGGGUCACCAUGGUCGUGCCACUAUGCUAUGGAGCAUGCUUAUGCAAGUGAGAUUACAGUGCACCACUGCUAAUGCCAUUGCACGUUACGCGCGUAGCGGUAAACUAGACCAUGCUCGCAGGGUGUUUGACGAAACGUCUCUCCCUCUCAGAACCAUCUCUUCAUGGAACACAAUGGUCGCUGCGUACUUUGAAGCCUGCCAACCAUGCGAGGCUCUCUUCUUGUUUGAGAGAAUGCCCCAGAGAAAUACCGUAUCUUGGAACGGUCUCAUCUCAGGCUACAUCAAGAACGGAAUGUUGCUUGAUGCACGCAAUGUAUUUGACUCAAUGCCUGAUCGCAACGUUGUUUCGUGGACUUCUAUGGUUCGUGGCUACGUGCAAAAUGGUGAUGUUGCUGAAGCGGAACGUCUCUUUUGGCAGAUGCCCAACAAGAACGUGGUAUCGUGGACCGUUAUGCUCGGCGGGUUGCUGCAAGAGGCUCGCAUUGAGGAUGCGCGCAAGCUCUUUGAUAUGAUGCCUGAAAAGGAUGUGGUAGCGGUUACCAACAUGAUUGGAGGGUAUUGUGAGGAGGGUCGUUUGGGCGAGGCUCGUGCACUGUUUGAUCAAAUGCCGAAGAGGAAUGUGGUUACUUGGACAACUAUGGUUUCUGGGUAUGCAAGGAAUGGGAGAGUGGAUGUUGCGAGGAAGCUUUUUGAAGUGAUGCCAGAGAGGAAUGAGGUGUCUUGGACUGCCAUGCUUAUGGGUUAUACUCAUAGUGGGAGGAUGGGAGAGGCUUCUAAGCUUUUUGACAUGAUGCCGGUGAAGCUGGUUGUUGCUUGCAAUGAGAUGAUCAUGGGGUUUGGGCUUGCUGGGGAGGUGGAUAAGGCGAGGUGUGUGUUUGAGGAAAUGAAGGAUAGGGAUGAUGGAACUUGGAGUGCCUUGAUUAAGGUGUAUGAGAGGAAAGGGUAUGAGUUGAAAGCGUUGGGUUUGUUUCGGAGGAUGCAGAGAGAACGAGUUGCGCUUAGUUUCCCUUCCUUAAUUAGUGUUCUUUCUGUGUGUGCCAGCCUGGCCAGUCUUGACCAUGGGAGGCAGGUGCAUGGCCAAUUGGUGAGAUCUGAAUUUGAUAAGGAUUUAUACGUUUCCUCGGUCUUAAUUACAAUGUACAUUAAGUGUGGCGAUCUUGUGAGAGCAAAACGUGUUUUUGACAGGUUUCCUUUGAAGGAUGUUGUUAUGUGGAACUCUAUGAUUACGGGUUAUUCACAGCAUGGAUUGGGGGAAGAAGCUUUGAAUGUUUUUUAUGACAUGGGCUCCUCUGGAGUUCCACCAGAUGAUGUUACCUUUAUUGGGGUUCUUUCAGCAUGUAGCUAUAGUGGCAAGGUGAAAGAAGGGCUUGAAUUGUUUAAAUCAAUGAAAUGCAAAUAUCAAGUGGAACCGGGAGUUGAACACUAUGCUUGCCUGGUUGAUUUGCUAGGUCGAGCAGGCCAGGUUAAUGAUGCAAUGAAACUAGUAGAGAAGAUGCCAAUGGAACCUGAUGCAAUUGUUUGGGGUGCAUUGUUGGGAGCAUGCAGAACUCAUAUGAAUCUUGAUUUGGCUGAAGUUGUCGUUGAUAAACUUGCACAGCUAGAACCUAAAAAUGCUGGACCUAUCGUCUUGCUUUCAAAUAUGUAUGCUUCUAGAGGAAGAUGGAAAGAUGUUGAAGUCCUUAGGAAGAAAAUAAAAUCUAGGAGUGUUAUCAAAUUGCCUGGUUGUAGUUGGAUUGAGGUAGAGAAAAAGGUACAUAUGUUCACUGGGGGAGACAGCAAGGGCCACGCUGAGCAGCCUAUCAUCAUGAAAAUGUUGGAGAAGUUAGGUGGAUUGUUGAGGGAAGCUGGGUACUGUCCUGAUGGUAGCUUUGUCCUUCACGAUGUGGAUGAGGAAGAGAAGACACAUAGCCUGGGUUAUCAUAGUGAAAAGCUAGCUGUAGCAUAUGGACUCCUAAAAGUGCCUAAAGGAAUGCCAAUUAGAGUUAUGAAAAAUUUGCGGGUUUGUGGUGAUUGCCAUUCUGCAAUUAAAUUAAUCGCAAAAGUUACUGGAAGGGAGAUCAUUUUGAGGGAUGCUAAUAGAUUUCAUCAUUUCAAGGAUGGUUACUGUUCUUGCAAGGACUAUUGGUGAUUCCUUGAAGCUCAUAUGACCUAAGUCUUGAAGUUAUUGGAAUAAAGGGUGGCUUUACCGCUGAGUUUGAUGGACUUGUAUACCAUGUGCUCUGGGAUCAGUAUUUUACAAUCAAAUGGAAGCUCCUCAUUACGAAUUGCUAGUGUGACAUACAUAAGUGAGUAUUUUAUCCUCAAACUUAUGUUAGAAUAGAUUGAAUGAAACAUUCACUUUAGAAGAGUUAGCACUUCGACCAUACCAAUUGCUGUCAACUUUAGUGUCUCAACUAAAGCAGUCCAAGGAGGUUAUGGCAUGGUUUUAAACUUUAUGGAUAUGCUCUGACUCAUAUACCCCAUAGGCCAUAACUAGAGUUUUGUUUUAGGAGCUUUUGAUGGGGAUUCAACCUAUAUGACAAAGCAAGAACAUUAAUUGCAAGGUAAUCAAUCAUUUAGUAGCACCGGAAACCACUUGAUACUCUAUUUUAUCCCUCUACCUUUUAGCCAUAUUAGAUUUUAAAGAAUAAUUCUAGUGCGUAUAGAUAAAAUAUUAUUAAUUUCCUUACUGAAAUAGAAUAUUUUAUCCUUUCUACCCUCAUAAAAGCAAUUCUUGAGGCUAUGUAAAACUAGAGAAACGAUAUUUUGACAGCAUUUUCUUUUGACAAGUUUCACAAAGUCUAUCUGGCUCCUACGUGGUUUCUGUUUUAUUUAAUUUUUUGAAAAAACAAUUCCACCUUGUUGCGAAAGGGACAAACUCCUCACACAAAGUCUCUUCACUUUUUUGUUUCGAAAGUUCUAUGCCUCUUCUCUAUCCCUGUAGUGGUGUUACCUGUGGUGCUUCUGGUGGUUGUCCUCGGCAGUCAUGCACUGCAAAUUUGUUGUUGUGUCUCUGUCUCUUUACUCCCAUAUUUAGGGUUUUUUGGAUGGUUUUCUGGACGGCACUAUCGUGGACGGGUGUAGACUUUUGUCGUCAUUAGUUCCGUUCUUCCAACCAUGGAGUCCUUUGACAUUGUAGGUAAAUUUCCUUCUUCCACCAUUUUUGUUUUUGAGUUUUUUUUUUGAUUAAGGGUUUUUUUUUCGAAUCCCCUGUUUUUGCAUUCUCUGCUUUGGGUUCCCAUGUUGUGGGUUCUUGAAACCUUAAUAUUCCUUUCGUGUUCUUGUUUCUCCAAAUUCCUCUCUCGUUCUUGUCUCAUGAAAUAUGUUAAAAAAGAGCCAUUUAUGCUACUGACAUAUCAGAAAGAAACUCAUCCUUGUAUUUAUGGUCAUUUGGAUCUUGAAGCACUGUAUCGGUACAUUUAUUGAAGCAAUGUAUCGCGAGAUGUGAAAUUUAUUGAUUUUCAUAUCCCUAAAUAGUUUAUUUUGUUAGUUUCUUCGGCUCUUUGACAGUGAUGAAGGAUUAUUCCUUUGUUGGGGUUGCAUAUGCUAUUUAUUUACUAGGUUAUAAGUAAAGUCUGCCUAGUUGUUUUUUUGAAUCCGUGAAAUUUUGAGUUUUGAUUUCUUCUCAUUUUUAUUUUCCCUCUUUUUAAGCAUACAAGUAUGAGCUUUGUUUACUAUUAUUGAUCUCUUUUUUGAGGUCUUAAUUAUACAUAGCUGAGGUGAUUUUUGAUUUCAAUACAUCAUAUGGUGUACCCUAUUUUUUAUCUGUGUAUUGGAAGUAGUUGGCUAUGAAUUUAACAGGUAGCUUAGUUUUUGACCAAAUAAAUAGAUUAUAAUGUCAUGUUACUGUAAUUUAGUCCAACCUUCUCUUUAUUGUAGUAUGAAUCUGUUGAAUGUGAAUGUAACUUAGUUUUAAUCACUUGUUGAAUGUGAAAGUUUAUUUUCUUUGGUUAAUCAGAAAGGUAAGAAGGUAAAUGCCUCCAAUAUUUUCUUAUGGCAAGAAGUUUAAUAUCAUAAGUUCGUCUACCAC